CUUCCAGGUGUGCGCACAUUGCAGUCUGUAUGUUCAAAGGCUGGAUCUAACAACCGUUCGUUUUUGGCGUUUUAGAAAUGAAUAGUUUAAACAAACCACAGGAAUAUGAUUCCUAUGAAAUAGAGGAACCAAGUGACGAGGAGAGGGCCGAGGACAGCUCGGAGGAUGAGUUGGAGGUGCUUCUGAACGGGACACCGGACCAAAAGAGGAAACUGAUCAGAGAAUACCUAACGGGAGAAAGCGAGUCUUCCAGCGGGGAUGAGUUUGAAAAGGAGAUGGAGGCCGAGCUCAGCUCCACUAUCAAGUCCAUGGAAGGCACCUGGGCACCUGCAGCAUCAGCAGACAGUUCUGUGACCAACGACAAUACUACCACUCCAGUGUUGCCUGCGGUGUACGACCAGAUCUACUUCGAUUCAGAUUCUGAGGAUGAGGAUGCUCCAAGCAGUUCCACAGGUCGGAGGCGGAAACAGCGAACCAUCCCCACCAAUGACGAGCUACUAUAUGACCCAGAUGAGGAUGACCGAGACCAGGCUUGGGUGGAUGCCAAAAGGAGGGGGUAUGGCAGUGACAGAAGACGGCAGCGAGCGACUGGCCCCAGAGGUCAGAAGUCCAGUGUUCUCCCCAGCAGUGAUGCUGUCCUUAACUGCCCUGCUUGCAUGACCACUCUCUGUCUGGACUGUCAGAGACACGAUAAAUACAGAACUCAGUACAGGGCCAUGUUUGUCAUGAACUGCUCUGUGAACAAAGAGGAGGUGCUGAAGUACAAAACACAAAAUGAGGGGAAGCGGAAGAACAGGAAGAGGAGGAGAGGACAACAGGAAGAAGCAGCACCUCUACCAACAACAACAACAACAGAAGCCCCAUUGGGCCCAGGCCCCAGAGGGAUGGAUGGAGAGGAGGCCUACCACCCGGUCCAGUGUACAGAGUGUUCUACAGAAGUGGCCGUGUUUGAUAAAGAUGAGGUGUACCACUUCUUCAACAUCCUGGCCAGCCACUGCUAAAGGGGACUCUGUGUUCUAAUGAGACUUUGUUGCCUUGCCUCGUAGGAUCUUAUCAACCCUGUCUGCCUAAACAUUGAAAAGUAUUGCCCUGAGACCUUAGAUAAAUCCCUCCUUGGUCUGUGGUAUAUGUUUGGGCUCACAUUCUGAAGUUAUGUCGGCUGGAAUGGCAUUGGUUACAACGUUGAUGGUAGACAGGACUGUACAGAUAACAUGUAUACAUUUGGUGGAGUGUGGGCAGGACUGGGUUUUCCUUUUUGAUUUUAUAUAACAUUUUCUGAGUUUGAUUUAGUUUGGCCUAAGUGCCUUUUUUGGACAUACUGUUUUAAUAACUACAUUUUCUGAAGUGUAUUUGCCUGAAAUAUCAGGACAUUUUUGUACAUAUUAACAUUUCAGAUUUUGUAAUUACAAUAAUUACCAGUGAAUUGGUUUCUGCAAACAAGUGUCAUUGUUUGAUUGGGUUUGGAUGAAAAUUAUUAAACCUUAAUUUGAACAUUGUAGUUGUAGAAUCAGGAGAAAUCAAUUUGGUGUAAGGUAGACUUUACAAGUUUUAUAAUUUAUCUAAAAGUAGUCUCAUGCAAAGAAGGCCUUUAUUUUGAUAAACCGUCCAAACGGGAAGUACGUCUCUAGGCAGGAACCGAAUGCACCCUUUUGAGCUGCACGUCGUGAUUGGUUUUGAUAAAAACCUUGUGAUGUAACGUCAUUGUCGCCACCAGGAAAUGGUCUACAGUUUUGAAAGGCGAAAGAAACAUUUUUAAGUUGAAAACAUGACGUUGGGGGACGUCUGGAAGCAACUAUCUUGGUUCUACUAUCAGUAUAUUCUCGUCACGGCUCUAUAUAUGUUGGAGCCAUGGGAGAGGACGAUCUUCAAUUCGCUGCUGAUCUCCGUUGCAGGCAUGGCUGUCUACACUGGCUAUGUGUUCAUGCCCCAGCACAUCAUGGCUAUCCUGCACUACUUUAAAAUGAUCCAAUGACAGAUGUCCACUCAGUGCCCUGAUCUAGAGCUUACCAGCCCAUGGCUGGCUGGCUGUCCAACUCUUUUCAUACAUCUGUGGUGUAAAGGACAGGUGGACCAACACAUUCCCUUGGAUUUUAUCUGUCGUCACCAUGGAAACAUGAACAGUGUUCUAAAACAAGUGGAAGAGAGGGGUUUCUAUUGGAGAGAUGGAACAUCUGAUCUUAUUGGACAUUAAAACCAUUAUUGUCUUAAUGCAUGGUAAACAAUGUGACAGGUUGGUUACUAUUUGCACAUCUUGUGAAAUGUAUAUUUUGUUUUAUUUUAUAAAUAGCACUAUAUCUGUAAGGUUUUGUAGUAGAUAUAUUCAGUUACAACAACUACUCAAUUAGUUUUACGACCAAGCGAUCAUCUCAGACUGGAUGACUGUGACUGGAGCACCUCUAAAAUGAGCUAUAUAUAAGAUAUAAUUUAUCCUUGAAUACACUAUAAUGUCAGCUAUUGAUUGACCAAAAAUAUGCAACAUAAUCUUUUGAAAUGAUUGUCUCCAACAUUUUUCUUUUCUUUUGAUGGUGUUUAAUGGGAUGAAUGUUUGAUUAAACAAUUUUCUUGUGA
Hypomesus transpacificus is the source of this 2568-nucleotide messenger RNA. RefSeq names its product e2f-associated phosphoprotein (gene eapp). Gene Ontology annotation, cellular component: nucleus. Gene Ontology annotation, biological process: positive regulation of cell population proliferation. Bases 78 to 1001 code for a protein of 307 amino acids. The record is from RefSeq and is a predicted model, not a curated record. Lineage: Eukaryota; Metazoa; Chordata; Actinopteri; Osmeriformes; Osmeridae. The transcript has 7 exons.